UGAUUUUUUCAUUUCUCCUGGUUCUGAGCCUGUGCUCAGCCCAUGAGCCAAGUGCCCGGCCUUUGCCAGCAGAAGACAAGGCCGCUUUGCCAUGAGCAUGGAAAGUCUUUCGUGGCUUCCGCCGGAUCAGCGCGGGGAGAUCGUGUCAAGGCCCUGGAGCCCUGAGGACUACGGCGCCGUAGAGCUCCGGAACGCAGCGGCCCGCGGGGCUCUGCGCCUGGAGACGGCCUGUGGCCAGAUGGUGUCGGAGGUGCGCUUCAGCCCGGAGGGCUGCGAGCUGCGCGGCCGGCCGCGGGGGAAUGGAGCCGCCGGGCCCGCGAGUUCCUUCGCGGAGGGCUGGGAGACGCCCGCGGGGGACUUCCCGGGCUGCUUCUCCCUGCGGUGGUGCUGGGAGGAGUUCGAUGAGUGCUGGCUGCUCUGGGCGGAGCUCGGCACCGCGGAGACGCUGGUCCUGGAAUGCAUGGAGGAGAGCUGGAACCAUUUGCGCCUGGUGACCUGGACGACGUCCGGCCCACCCCAUUUGGAGGUCGACCUCCUUCCAAGGCCGCUGGCCAAUCCCAACCAGGAUCUGCAAGUCAGCCUGCUGAGCUUCCAAAUCGAAUGUCUCAAGCUGGAAGCAGAGCCACAGUUUCGGCAGCAGUGCGAUGCAUUGCAGCAGCUCCUCCAACAUAUCACGCAGCCGAAGCCAGAACCGCCACCGCCACAACAGCCGCAGCCACAACAGGAGCCAGACGUGGAGAUUCCGCCAAAGACGCGGCCGGAGAAGCCGGGCGACUCGGACUCGCUGCAGCAGCUCCUGGCGCAGAUCGAGCAGGAGAAGCCGCAGGAGCUCAUGGAGCUCACGCCGCCUCCAGAAGUGAGGCCACUCGAGAAGCCGGAGAAACCCGUGCGACAGAGGGCGCAGAGGAAACCGCAGUUGCCGCAGGCCUUCGUUCCAGGGGCCCCUGGUCUCAUCGCGCAACCCCCGGCCCUUUUGAAGAUGCAGCCCAUGGCACCGGACAUGGGCCUGUGGCAGGCCCCGACCUACGCGGAGGGCAUGGGGUGGUACGGCCUUUGCCCGGCUGCGGCGCAUGAGGCCUGGCUCCAGGCCCAGGCCCGAGCACUGGCGCCAGCCCCGGCGCCGCCAAAACCGCCGAAGCCCCCGCCGGAACCUGCCCAGCCAGAGGAGGAGGUCGACCGCCCAUUGGGCAAAGUCAGGUGCUUCCUGCCCAACGCGGCUUUGCCGGGGGCAGACGGGCACCUGCUGAGGGUGCAGAGCCUGAAGUGCGGGGACCGCGUGCGGCUCUGGGGUGGCAAGGAGUCUGAGGUGCUGGAUGUGAAGCACACCAAAUCCAAGAAGAAGCCCCAUGACCUCGUGGAUCUCAGCACGCACCAGGGCGCCUUUACUGUCUCCAAGGCCCAACGGGUUACAGUCCCGGACCCCAAAGGCCCUCACGAUCAAGGUGUGGGUUCAUUGAAGUCGGGUGAUCUGGUGAUAGUUGGCAACAAAGAGCGGGCGCUGACCAAGGUUUCAACCAGAAAGGAGCGCACGGAUAUAUACGAAGUCAUCCUGGACGCGGACGGUCCCCUGGAGACCUUCCAGGUGCCCAGUUGGGGGAUCCUGACCUUGGGCUGCCAGAUGGAUUGAUGAAAGCGGAGGCGUGUCGAUGGACAACCUGCGGACGCAGGUGAGGCUCCGCUUUGCUUGGCAGCCGGAGUUCGGUAUGGGCGCAGAAAGGCUGAGAGGGAUAGCACCGGAGCUUGCUGAGUUCAGCUCAGGGCUCAGGUCCCCCUCUCCCUUGCGCCAUCUCCCAUUGGGCAGCUUCAUGAUUGACGGCUCUCGUUGUGAGUCGGGCUCGCAGAGCUUUGAACCCAACGGGACUUCAAAGUCUUCCGUUGCCUGCUAUUCUUUGAAUCCGACCUCCAGUGGCAAAGACGGCUAUACGAAGCGACCAGACAGC
Molecule: messenger RNA, 1940 nt
Organism: Effrenium voratum
Lineage: Eukaryota; Dinophyceae; Suessiales; Symbiodiniaceae
Source: the annotation of a GenBank genome assembly